GUGGCGCCGCGCCGCGGCUGACGUUGGACAACAAAGAUGGCGGCGGCGAGCAGCAACUACUGGGAAGACCUCCGCAAGCAGGCGCGGCAGCUGGAGAACGAGCUGGACCUCAAGCUGGUCUCCUUCAGCAAGCUCUGCACCAGCUACAGCGGCGCCCGCGACGGGAGGCGCGACAGGUAUAGCUCUGACACAACUCCUCUCUUAAAUGGAUCGAGCCAGGACAGAAUGUUUGAGACGAUGGCUGUGGAGAUCGAGCAGCUGCUGGGAAAGCUUACUGGAAUAAAUGACAAAAUGGCAGAAUAUACAAAUAGUGCAGGAGUCCCAUCCCUGAAUGCUGCACUGAUGCACACAUUACAGCGUCACAGAGAUAUAUUACAGGAUUAUACUCACGAGUUCCACAAAACCAAAGCAAACUUUCUGGCAAUAAGAGAAAGGGAGAAUCUAUUGGGAUCAGUACGAAAAGAUAUCGAAUCAUAUAAAAGUGGAUCAGGUGUGAACAACAGAAGAACAGAGCUAUUCCUGAAGGAACAUGAACACCUUCGAAACUCAGAUCGGCUGAUAGAAGAGACAAUAAGCAUCGCCAUGGCAACUAAAGAGAAUAUGACUUCGCAGAGAGGGAUGUUGAAGUCGAUACAAAGCAAAAUGAAUACCCUGGCUAAUCGGUUUCCUGCAGUGAACAGCCUGAUUCAAAGGAUCAACCUUCGGAAACGGCGAGAUUCGCUCAUCUUGGGUGGCGUUAUUGGCAUCUGCACCAUCUUAUUGCUGCUCUAUGCUUUCCAUUGAUGGAUGUUCCCCGUGGACUCUGCGAAACCUCAUCACCACCAUCCCUCGCCCCCAGUCAAGGAAAAGUGAGUGGGGGAAGAGACUUCCAACAGCCAGUUCCUUAGGGCUGGGAGUUGAGCAUGAUGUCUAGAGUUUACGGUGGUAGACUGCGACACUGGUUCUGGGUUGAAGCUGCAAUGUUUCUCCUUCCCUGCCGUACGUCCUCCUUUGGUUAAAUUUUACAUAAACGAUUUUUGCAUUUAAUUCCCUUUCUCACCACGAGGUAAGUGAACGCGUGGCACUUUUCAGCACCCCUGGAGCAGCUUCCACGCUCGCUGCCCAUGGGGAGGUCUGGUGGGAGGCUGAGAAGUGGGAAGUCUCUUUCCCCCCAGGCCAAGCACAGCACUGAACGCUUGCUCCUUGAGAAGGAUAUUGCAGCUUUAAGCCGUCAGGCUGGUUUACUACAAAAUAUGUUCUGUGAUUGUUUUUUAAUUCGUGGAUGAGAGAGUAAUAGUCACUUCUGCGUAACUUGUGCUGUGAAAACUGCUUCACACCAAUUUCUCAAAGGAUCGUUCAGUUCACUUUUUGCACAGAAUAUGAAUAAACUAAACUACCCUCUGACAAGCAUUUAUAAGGUUACUUGUGGCUUUAAAGGGACUAACACGUCCCCCUUUGUAAAAUAAAGGGAGCACAGCAUUCUAGCAGCUAUCUGCCAUAGUGUUCAGUCAUCUGAGAAGCGACCAAACACGAGUUCACCUAAAAGUAAUCUUUUGGGUCUAAAUACUCUGAUUUUGGCUGGCAUCACAAAAGUCUUUAUUAAAGACAUGAUAAGCAGUUCAAAAAGCCUAUAUUGUAAUUUAGAUAAAGUUAUUCUAAUAGCAUUAAUAUUUUUACACUGUAAGUAGGAUAUAAUCUGAACUGUCGAUUGGAAAUGGAUCCUAUGCUGGCUAUAGCUGGUGGCAAAUAUAUCUGUGUGCAAAACUUUUGGAUGUAACCCCUCAAAGUAAAGUGGUGAAUGUAUGAAUGGCUACAGAGUCAAACCAGUCUUAUUUACACUUAGCUUGGGGAGAAUGACAAUGGCAUUUUUUGUUUUCAUGUCCAGACAUGCAACGUGAAUCCUGUUGUGGUUGUGUCUCUAAAAAACGACUUUUGGGACUGGCUUUGAUAUUGCCGUCACAAAUUACAGGUUUUCCCUGCUCUUUCAACCGCUCUUUCCGUCUGUCACUUCAUAACAUAGUAAAUUCAAGCUGAGGCACUGAAGUAUCUUUCUAAGGACUGGAUUAAUCCCGUGUUUUCCCUCUCCACAAGCAAUUUGUAGUGUUCCUCAUAGAUUCCGUGUAUUCCAUUACCCGCAAGCAUUGGAUGCUCUCCAGGUUCUGGGCACAGUCCCUGUUCUGCAACACAGUCCAGCCAGGACAGUCACAGUUUUAUUACUGCUUUUUAUAGUGUCUGUGCAGUAACUUGUUGGAAGGAGUCAUGGCUCGUGCCCAUGUAGAGCUGCACUGUCUUAUGUGAAACACUCAUGUGGACUUGAAGGUUUGCUUGCAGAAUAACAAUUUUGUGUUAAAAAAAGACUACAAAGACGUGUAACUGGUCAUCUUGCCUUUGCUGUUAGGAAGCAUUUGAAGUUAAUACGGAUGUAAAAUUAUGGGGCUUGUAUUUUAAAUAAAGGAUAGUCUUCUGGUUGAUUUGGAAAUGUUCCUGGUUUGAAAUAGUGUUCAUUAAAGGAGUUCAUGGAAAAACAUUGAGGAAUGAAGGAGGUUUAGUAAUUAAUCUGUAUUUUGGGAGAUCAAACCUCUUCUCUGCUGAUUUAUUCUUUUUCUUUCCCUAAAGGACCUCGAUUUGGCAGUUGUGCUUCUGUUUAGGAUUGUUAGGAUUUGAUUGCUAUAUAGCUGGCAAUAUAAGAUCUGCAGUAUCAUAAAUAAAUUCAUUUAUUUAAUCUUGUAACCAGUCUUUUUACUGGAUUUAAUUAUUUGGUGCAUAUACUUAAUCCUACUGUGCAAAAAAGCUGCUAUGGAAAAUAUGUAGAUUAUAAUGAAUAUGUAAACCUAAUGGAGUUUCCAUGUUGUGGAGGAACGGAUAUAUUUUAGUAUAAAGACAAAAUUAUGCGGAAUUAUCAGUGAUAAACUGUACUGGAAAUGGUUUCAGUAUUGGCAGCCCCUCUGGUUUUUGUUUGUGUUGGUAUUGAAACAGAGUUUUGUGUUGAGAAAACACAAUUAACCUUGCAAUCGCCCCUUCCUCGUCUUGCUGUGGCCUUCUGAUAAUGUUUGGCAUUCUCCCUUGCUCUGAAGUGAGGCACAGAGCUGAGAGGAGGACUUGCUAGUUCUCCUGAACCAUUCUAGCAAUGUGGCUCUAUAGUCAAGGCCAUGGACAGGAAAAUGAAGACAAUGGAUUUUAGUCCUUAAUUGCAACUUUAGAAUUUAAUCGCAACUUGCAUGUAUGUCUCCUGUUGCUAAAUAUGUUCUCUUAGUUGUUUUGUUCUGUGUGAUUCCUCUUGAAUCCUCCUUUCUGUGGUUGCUGGCAGUGUUGGAAGUUUGUGCCUCCACUAAAAAGAUUUGUGCAAAGAAAAUUGUCUUUAAGCCAUAGAAAUGAAGUAAAUAAAUCCAGAAUGUUUCUACAAAUCUCUCGCCCAGAAAUGCUCUGUUACAAGAACAGGGCAUAUCAUUUCAUAUUUCAUGUUAUAGCCUCAUCUCCUUUUAAAUUUCUUCUUUAUUCUUACCCGUGCACAAGAACCUACUUCAAAGGCAUCCCACAACCUGGUAGCUCAGCGUUUGAACACGACCAGUCCUCGUGCUCCCUAUUGCCAGGUGCUUCAAAUGAAUAUUUCAAACCUUGCUUUUCAGCCUGUUUAUUCUUCAGGUGCUUGUGUGCCCUUCAGGAUUGCUGCAUCGAAGCAUGGGCUUCUGCCAGUGCCCACUGGCGAGCGCUGCCGUGGCCACAACUUAUCCCUAGCCCUUGGCUAGGAUAACGAUGAGCAACGAUGCUCAUCAACGGGAGCAACAACGGAGCAAGGACUCGGCCAUCGCGCGUGGCCCUGGGACCAGCCAGUGCCGUGGUGCUUUGGGAAGCCGUCCCUGGUCAGCGUUGAGUUCAGAAGCUGCAUAGCAAAAGGUGGUGUAAAUUCCUCCUGGCUUCGUUACCCCCGCACGAUCAACUCGUAUUUUUCUUUCGUAACUUUAGGAGCCCUUGCUUUUGGGAAGCCUUAAGUUUGCUGUGAGGAGAAAGAGUCAGUUCCUCACUGAAAGGUGAAAAUGGAAGAGCCAAAUAUGGUGGUUUUGGUGAUGCGGAGGUCCCAGAUAAGUUGGGUGACAGCCUGUCCCCCGAGGCCGUGUUCCUGAAGCUGCCCAAAACCGCUGCAUAGGGAGUGAAGGCUGGGCCUCCACUUUGGGCUGUUUAACUAGCAGUUUAGUCAAGGUUAUAAAUGCCAAAUGGAGCAGUUUGUUUCCCAGGACCUCUUGGUGUGCAUAUCCUUUUCCUUUUUUUUUAAACUUAGAACAGCAAAGAGAAUAACUGUAGGAUUUUGGAAAUAAUUCCAAAACUCUGUAACAAUACAGGAUUAUUCAGGCAGGGAGACUGAAAUGAGGAACAUACUUGAGAUAAAGGUGAGACACAUUCUA
Molecule: messenger RNA, 4379 nt
Organism: Nothoprocta perdicaria
Lineage: Eukaryota; Metazoa; Chordata; Aves; Tinamiformes; Tinamidae
Gene: GOSR1
Product: golgi SNAP receptor complex member 1
Exons: 9
Coding region: 37-783 (248 amino acids)
Biological process (GO): endoplasmic reticulum to Golgi vesicle-mediated transport; vesicle fusion
Cellular component (GO): Golgi membrane; SNARE complex; Golgi medial cisterna
Molecular function (GO): SNAP receptor activity
Source: RefSeq, a predicted model, not a curated record